AUGUCUCAACCAGUAAAGAAUAUACUGGUUAAAUUGAUAGUGGCAGCGGGUCAAGCGGCGCCGUCUCCACCAGUGGGCCCCGCGCUAGGUUCCAAGGGUAUCAAAGCUAUGGAUUUCUGCAAAGAGUUCAAUGCAAGAUCAGGGAUAUACAAACCUGGCACACCGGUCCCCGUUAUGAUUACUGUGAAGCCAGACAGGUCGUUUUCCUUUGAGAUGAAGUCACCGCCGACUGGGUUUCUUCUUCUGAAGGCUCUUGGGAAGGAGAAAGGCGCUGGACAACCGAACAUCAAUACGAAGGAGGGCACUAUAGGGGAACUGUCGCUCAAACACGUAUACGAGAUUGCGAAAAUCAAGAAGACAGACGAGAGACACGCCCUUUUGGAUAUAAAGGGAGUCGUCAAAUCGGUGAUUGGCGUAGCAAGAAGUAUGGGUAUAAAGAUCGUACCUUGA
Molecule: messenger RNA, 450 nt
Organism: Huiozyma naganishii CBS 8797
Lineage: Eukaryota; Fungi; Ascomycota; Saccharomycetes; Saccharomycetales; Saccharomycetaceae
Gene: MRPL19
Product: mitochondrial 54S ribosomal protein uL11m
Exons: 1
Coding region: 1-450 (149 amino acids)
Biological process (GO): translation
Cellular component (GO): mitochondrial large ribosomal subunit; ribosome
Molecular function (GO): structural constituent of ribosome; large ribosomal subunit rRNA binding
Source: RefSeq, a predicted model, not a curated record